AGCCUGAAGAAGGUGAGAAAUGAGGGCACCAAUCCCUUCCUUGAGCAAUAAAUUUCUUGGAUUCUCUGACUUCUCUUUAUACUGUGAGCCCGAAUCAGGGCCCUGCCAGCAAAAACCUUCUGGUCUUCAAAACAUUUUUUACUUCUGUAAGUACUUAUGGGCUAAGGGACGGUGGAAAGAUGGAGGAAGGGGCUCUGCUCGCCUCCUGAACAGAUCAAUUUUCAAUGAUCUCACAUUAAACUGAAGCCCUUUUCCUCUGACAAACGUUUCCGCAGUCCAAAGUCAUCUCCGGGAACUACCCUUGGUUUUCCCAAGACUCUCUUCUUGACUGUGCACUUGCACAGAUUUACUGACUCAAAGCGUAUUUCCCCUUUCACCAGAAUCUCUCAGGAGGAAGUUCACCCUAACUCGACUCCCACCCCUCCAAGGUGGGCAAGGGGCAAAGGAACCCAGGCCCCACGCCGCGCCCCGCUCUCCACCCCCCGCUCCAGUUGGCCCGUCCCUCCCCGCCUCUCCCAGGGGCAGCAUCUCUGUCGCACAGGUUAAAGCACCGCAAGUGGGAUUCCCUGCGGCCGACGGGAUAGGGAGUAGGUCCUACAUGAAAAUACUGCCAAAAACAUUCGCAGGAUUCGAGCCGAUCCGGAGGGCGGCCUGGAGCCAGAGGCGCCGGGGCGAGUGGGCGGUAACUCGCAGGCCGGACGUGACGCAAGGUGGGGGGGGUGCUGAGCUGCGCCGGCCGGAAACCCAGCAGGCGACGAAGAUGGCGGAGAACAGCGGUCGCUCCAGCAAGAGCAGCGUUAGCGGCGCGGGGAAGGGGGCGGUGUCCGCAGAACAGGUGCAUCCGAUUAUAAUUCUCUACCUCUUCUAUUCUUCCAUUGAACCCAGUAAGAGUAAAUGUCAUGUCAGAAGACGCAAGGACAUUUUGGAGAGAAAGGCUGGAAUGCAAUGGCAUGAUCUGGGCCCACUGCAACCUCCACCUCCCAGGUUCAAAUGAUUCUCCUGCCUCAGCCUCCCAGGUAACUGGGAUUACAGGCACCUGCCACCAUGCCUGGGUAAUUUUUAUAUUUUUAUUAAGGAUGGGGUUUCACCCUGUUGGCCAGGCUGGUCUUGAACUCCUGGCCUCAAGUGAUCAGCCCGCCUCGGCCUCCCAAAGUGCUGGGAUUACAGAUAUGAGCCACCACGCCUGGUCCUACACUAUGUUAUUUUAACUACCACCCAACACCUCACCAGCUUUGGUGUCCUCAUUUACAAAUUGAAGGUACAGGUCUUGUUUGUUUGUUUGUUUGUUUUAUGAAGGUAUAGGUCUUAGAGUCUUUUUUGUUUUUUUAGAAUUAAGUCAGAGAGUAUAGCACAGUGCCUGGCAUAUAGUAGGUGUUCCUUUACUGUUGAGACUGUGGAAGGCAGAUUAUAGUAGGACUAUGAAAGAAAUGGAUAUUUUAAAAUAGGUUGCCUUUGCAUAUUUAAAAUUUUAAAAGAAGAUAAAGAAUAGAAGGCAGUCUACAUGGUGGAAAAUAACAUAAUAUAAAUAGAAAAGAUUUUGUCAGUUUAACUAAUAUGCAUUUAUAUGUGAACACAUAGAAAGGGUUAACAUAUGGGAGUGGAAGAUGGCCAGAUUCUUCUGCUUCCGAGAAGAAUCUAAGCUGAAACCUGAAGAUAGAAUUAGACAGGCAGAGAAAAACUGAGCGAGAGAGGUUUGGGAAAGCAUACCAGGUAGGGUGAAGAUUCUAUGCAGAUGCCUGAAGACAGCCAUUAAAGGAAACUACCAGUGACUUAGGACAUUGAAUGCUGACUUAAGAUGUGGAGGGGGCUGGGCACGGUGGCUCACAUGUGUAAUCCCAGCACUUUGGGAGGCCGAGGCAGGGGGAUCAUGAGGUCAGGAGUUUGAGGCCAGCCUGGCCAACAUGGUGAAACCCCAUCUCUACUAAAAAUACAAAAAAUUAGCCGAGCGUAGUGGUAUGUGCCUGUAAUCCCAGUACUUGGGAGGCUGAGGCAGGAGAAUCACUUGAACCCAAGAGGCAGAGGUUGCAGUGAGCCAAGAUCAUGCCCUGGCACUCCAGCCUGGGUAACAGAGCAAGACUCCAUCUCGGGGGUGGGGGCGGGCAGAAAGAUGUGGAGGGAAUGACUGAUUGGGAGAGGUAAGCUGGAACCUGGUCUUUAUGGGACUUUUGAGGAGUUUGGAUUUUAUCCUCUAAGCAUCGGAAGGUUUUAGGCAUAGGAAUAAUUGGUUAGAUUUAUAUUUUUGGUCACUUAUGCUGCAGUGUGGGGAGUGGAUUAAAGGGGGGCACAUCAGGAGGCAGUAUAGAAAUCAGAAGGGUACGGCAGUACAAAUGCUAUUCAUUUGAUGUGGAUAGUAAAUCAACGAUGAUUCCAAGAUUUCUGGAGUUACUUUUAGAGUAACUCCAGAGUUUUGAGAGUUUCCAACUCUAAAAAUUAUUAAAUUAACAAAAAUAAGAUAAAAAGGAAAAAGAAAUAUACCUGAAUUGAACCUUAGAAAGACUGAAAGAAUAAAAAAAAAAAAGAUAAAAA
Callithrix jacchus (white-tufted-ear marmoset) is the source of this 2526-nucleotide messenger RNA. Lineage: Eukaryota; Metazoa; Chordata; Mammalia; Primates; Cebidae. The record is from RefSeq and is a predicted model, not a curated record.